This is a messenger RNA of Mizuhopecten yessoensis (Yesso scallop), 1734 nucleotides long. RefSeq lists its product as uncharacterized. Bases 87 to 932 code for a protein of 281 amino acids. The transcript has 2 exons. The record is from RefSeq and is a predicted model, not a curated record. Lineage: Eukaryota; Metazoa; Mollusca; Bivalvia; Pectinida; Pectinidae.
ACGCCUAGCGGUAUUUCCGGUGCGUAUCCUCGCCAGUCCAUCUUUUAAAUAAGAAGGCAUUUUGUUAUUACUGAAGAUUAACAACAAUGUCAUUACCAGCUGUCGGACUGCCACGGGGCCGCACCGGACGACAGUCGCCAGAUGACCCCCCCAAAACUUGCUUGAAGGCAGGAAACCGCGAAAAAUUACCGAAAGCUGAUGGAAGCAAACCUGUAGGCCUACGCCGCCACAAGUUGACACCACUCUGUACUCCCGUAAACAGACCCGUGGCUGACAAAGCUGCAGUAAAUUGUACACCCAAACUAUCUGGAGUCAAAUUUUUUCAUCAAAAGCCUUCCGGCAUUUGUGAAAAGACAGGUUUAAGUCGACCGACACUUCAAAAUGUCGGCGCUUUGCCCAUCGGAGCACAAUUACCGAAACGGUCGAAAGUCACAAACGAGCCCUUAUUAGGACGAUCAAAAUUGGACAGCAGACAGACACCCGACACUGAAGGUGACAAAUACGAACAUUCUGUGUCAACAUGGAUGAGUCGCAAAGAAUUGGAACUAAUGCAUUAUCAGCAGGCGUUGCUUGAACAAAUGGUGGGCCCCACUGAUCCAGAAGACUGCAGUGAUCUGAAAUCCAUGACGGGGAAGAAGCCAGUUAAGAGAAAUAACAAGAAAGGAAAGGAUAAAAAGAGAGCUAUUGAAUCACCAAUAGGUCCACAAUUAUCCGAACGAGGACAUAAGUAUGAAGACCUCCCUUUACUCCGGCAGACUCGAUUGAGAGUUUCCAUAGAUCCCGAUGUAGCUGUUCCCGAUGAAGCGCAAUAUGUUCCCACCCCACCGGGAUAUGAGAAAAUUCCAUGUCGACCAAUGUCGAGCAAGGGCGCGGCUACUUCACCUGCACCAAGACACGUGCGAUUUAAUUCUGAGGAGAGAGGGGUACACUAACAGGGCUAUCUAACAAAGAUGUCGGGAAGUCGUGGAGAUGGCGUCAGGAAGAACUUAUGAUUAAACCAUGGGCACACAGGAAAGUGAAGUCAGAACAUAAUGGAGAAGUCUGUCUGACAGGAUCCACGUUAGCUCUGAACAUACAUAGGACUUGCUGAACUAACAAUACUGAUAUUCCCCGUGCUGAUACAUUUGGAAUUCUAACGUUUGGCAAUGGAUUUACGGAGGCCAGAAAAGUUCACUGCCGUGUGUGAUAUGGUGGUCAGUGGAUUUGCCCAAGCCAGAACAGUCCACUAUCGUGUGAUAUGGUGGUCAGUGGAUUUGCGGAGGCCAAUAAAGUUCACUGCCGUGUGAUAUGGUGGUCAGUGGAUUUGCGGAGGCCAGAAAGGUUCACUGCCGUGUGAAAUGGUGGUCAGUGGAUUUACGGAGGCCAAUAAAGUUCACUGCCGUGUGAUAUGGUUGUCAGUGGAUUUACCAAGGCCAGAACAAGUCACUGCCGUUUGAUAUGGUGGUCAGUGGAUUUGCCAAGGCCAGAACGAUUCACUGCCAUUUGAUAUGGUGGUCAGUGGAUUUGCCAAGGCCAGAACAGUUCACUGCCGUGUGAUAUGGUUGUCAGUGGAUUUACCAAGGCCAGAACAAGUCCCUGCCGUUUGAUAUGGUGGUCAGUGGAUUUGCCAAGGCCAGAACGAUUCACUGCCGUGUGAUAUGGUGGUCAAUGGAUUGGCGGAGCCCAGAAAAUUUCACUGCCUUGUGAUAUGAUGGUCCAUUGAUUUGUGGGGGCCAAUACAGUUCACUGCCGUUU